This is a messenger RNA of Ruditapes philippinarum (Manila clam), 5837 nucleotides long. RefSeq names its product multidrug resistance-associated protein 1-like. Gene Ontology annotation, molecular function: ATP binding; ABC-type transporter activity; ATP hydrolysis activity. Gene Ontology annotation, biological process: transmembrane transport. NCBI's taxonomy places the organism in Eukaryota, Metazoa, Mollusca, Bivalvia, Venerida, Veneridae. Gene Ontology annotation, cellular component: membrane. The record is from RefSeq and is a predicted model, not a curated record.
AUGUAUUCCCGUCUCUUUUAACCAUCACAGAUAAUUGUUUUUGUUUUUUUCAGGCUGAUAUGACUCAAUAUAAGUAAGAUAGAUCCAGAGAGCCGCCACAAUGGUCCAGUCGUUUGAUGAGUUUUGUGGAAAUUCUCCUCUUUGGGAUGAAAAUUUGUUAUUGAACAGCUCAUACCCGCAUUUUACAGACUGUUUCCAGGACACGUUUCUAAUAUGGGUUCCUUGUGGAAUUCUGUGGUUAUCUAUGCCAUUAUAUAUCCGUUACUUGUUGAAUGAUGAGAGAUCACCUCUACCAUUAUCUGCGCUCAACAUUUCAAAAACUUUUUUCUCAUGGAUAUUAUUUUUUGUGUGUGGUAUAGACCUACUGUAUGCCGGAGAUAGUGAGGAAGAUACGGGAAGUCAUUACAAUACCACGGCAUACUAUACAGCAGGCAGUAUACGUGCCGCUACAUUUUUACUUGUGGCAUUAAUAGUACAGCUAGAGCGUAGAAAAGGGGUAAUAACAUCGGGGAUAAUGUUUGUGUUCUGGCUUCUUACAUCAGUGGCUUCCAUCAUCCCAUUUUACACAAAAAUAGAAGAAAAGGAGUAUGACGGGCGAAAGUUCCAGUUCACCAUGUACUGUUUGUAUUUUGCACUCGUUCUUAUUGAACUGGUCCUUACAAGUUUUGUUGAAAAACAACAGAGACGUGGCUACCAAGCACUCGGGAGGGAAGAGUGCCCAGAGUUGAAGGCUUCAUUUCCAUCUAAGCUGUCUUUCUGGUGGAUAACAAAAUUAGUGGUUAAGAUUUAUAAAUCUGGAAUAAAAGACGGUGAAUUAUGGGAUCUUCACCCACGUGACCAGUCAGAAACAUUUAUACCUAAGGUGCAGAAAGCCUGGCAAGAUGAACUUCGGAAGUUCAGACAGGAAGAGGCAAGAAAAGCACAUCUUCAGGAAACAAGCUUCAUGCGAGAUUCAGAAAGGACACCAUUGAUUAAUGCAGGUGGCAAGAAAAAAUAUAAUGGUGAAGGGAAGGAAGAUAAGGAUGAGAAGAAGAAGACCAAAGGGCCAUCACUCUUUAAAGUUCUUGUGAAAUGUUUCGGUGGUCAGAUCAUGAUUGGUUGGAUGUGUAAAUUUAUAUAUGACUUACUACAGUUUGUCAACCCUAUGAUACUAAAUCUUCUAAUUGGCUAUGUGGAGUCGAAGGAAUCUGAGGGUAUUGUGUAUGAAUGGAGGGGUUACGUUUAUGCUGCUGGUUUAUUCAUUGUGGCCGCCACACAAUCAGUAUUUUUCCAUCAGAUUUCACAUCAGUAUGACUGCUGGUAUGAGAAUGAAAUCUGCGCUAAUCUCUGCCGUCUACAGCAAGGUAUGCUCAAUUUUCUCAUGCCUGCUUUGACUAUGAACAGCGAGGCAAAGAAGUCAUCAACAGUUGGAGAAAUUGUCAACCUGAUGUCUGUAGAUUGUCAGAGAAUACAGGAUAUAACAGGUUAUCUCUGGAUGUUGUGGUCAGCCCCUGUGCAGGUCAUACUGGCCAUGGUGCUACUGUGGAACACGCUUGGACCAUCCGUGCUAGCGGGCCUGGGUAUAAUGGUACUACUUAUGCCGGUUAAUGCUGUAAUCGCAAUGAAACAGAGAAAAUACCAGAUUACACAGAUGAGAUUUAAAGAUCAAAGAAUCAAAUUGAUGAAUGAAGUGCUCAAUGGAAUUAAGGUUCUAAAGUUAUAUGCUUGGGAGCCAUCUUUUGAACAAAAAGUUCGAGAUAUUCGUAACAAAGAGCUGGCUGUGAUAAGAAAGGCGAGUUAUCUGAAUGCUGUCAGUACAUUCUUCUGGACAUCGGCACCUUUCUUGGUGACCCUGGCGACAUUUGCGACGUACAUUCUGGUAGACAACACCAACUAUUUGGAUGCACAGAAAGCAUUCGUUUCCCUGUCUCUAUUCAACAUUCUGCGGUUCCCAAUCAAUCUUCUACCAAUGAUCAUCUCCUAUGUUGUACAGGGUAACGUGUCUCUGGGCCGCAUAUGUAAAUUCCUACAAUCAGAUGAUCUUGAUCCAGACAAUGUUACACAUACUGAAAUUGCUGAUCAUGCAUUGUCUAUUGAGAGAGGAACAUUUGCAUGGGGCAAACAUGACAAACCUACUCUGGAAAAUAUAGAUCUGGAGAUAGGUGAUGGUAAACUUGUAGCAGUAGUUGGUCAAGUUGGUUGUGGUAAAUCAUCUCUCAUCUCAGCUCUACUUGGAGAAAUGGAGAAAAAUGAAGGCAGAGUUAAAGUCAAGGGUUCUGUAGCAUAUGUCCCACAACAAGCCUGGAUACAGAAUGCUACUGUAAGGGAUAACAUAUUAUUUGGAAAGGAAGUAGACCAGAACAAAUACGAGCAGGUUAUAGAUGCCUGUGCGCUCAGACCUGACCUUGAAAUAUUGCAAGGUGGUGACCUUACAGAGAUAGGAGAAAAGGGUAUAAAUUUAUCUGGUGGGCAGAAACAGCGUGUUAGUUUAGCCCGUGCUGUGUACAACAAUGCUGACGUUUACCUACUGGAUGAUCCACUUAGUGCCGUUGACUCCCAUGUCGGCAAACACAUCUUUAACAAGGUCAUUGGAUCAAAAGGUCUUCUAAGAAAUAAGACACGUGUAUUGGUGACUCAUGGAGUACACUGGCUACCGAUGGUUGACACUAUAGUAGUAAUGGUAGAUGGUCGUGUAUCGGAGCUAGGGUCGUACGAGGAGUUGAUGUCACAUGAUGGGGCGUUUGCACAGUUCCUAAAAAUAUACCUUACCCAAGAUAAUGAUGAUGACGAUGAUGACCCUGAAGUUCAAGAGAUAAAAAGUAAAAUAUUGGAGAGAGUUGAUUCGGUGACAUCCGGCACAGAGGGGACAGGUGUGUCUGGUGAUGAUGAUGUUGUAACUAGACUUAAACCUAGCGGGAAGACAUUAAAGAAGAAGCCUCCUCUAGAACGUACAAUAUCAACAUUAGACAAAGGGGUUAAAGCUGAAUGGAAAGAAGAUAAGUCUAAGAAACAAGCUGAUAAACUUAUUGAAGCUGAGAAAUCAGAAACUGGAAAUGUAUCCUGGAGGGUGUACAUGAAAUAUUUCUCUGCUAUCGGAGCAGUAGCCACAUUAUUCAUAUUUGCCCUGUUCAUCCUGUACCAAGGUGGGGGAAUAUAUUCAAGUAUCUGGCUGGCACAAUGGACAGAUGAUGACUAUCUCAAAAAUCCUGACAAUGUGAAUACAACAGAAUAUCAGAAUAGGAACUAUAAAUAUUUGGGAAUAUACGCUGCUCUUGGUGUUGGGCAAGCAAUUGUGAUACUGAUAUAUGCCAUAAUCUGUGCUAUAACAAUGAUAAGAGCUGCUGGAAUUCUACACAAUGGCAUGCUUGCCAACAUCCUUAAACUUCCCAUGGCAUUCUUCGAUACAACACCUCUUGGAAGAAUUGUCAACAGAUUUUCGCAAGAUGUUGAAAUUAUUGACAACAGAUUGCCAGAAAUAUUGCGCGCUUUCCUCAAUCAGCUGUUUGCAGUUAUAGGAACGUUCGUAGUGAUUAUUUAUAGCACCCCAUUGUUUGUAACGUUCCUAGUGCCAGUGCUAGUUGUAUAUUAUAUCAUACAAAGAUUUUACAUUCCCACCUCAAGACAACUGAAGCGUGUGGAGUCAACAACAAGGUCACCUAUCUACAGUCAUUUUGGAGAAUCUAUUUCUGGUGCUAGCACAAUAAGAGGUUACAGAUUAGAGGAGAGAUUUAUAAUGGAGUCAAAACAUAAAGUGGACACCAACAUGGUCUUCUACUUUGCUGGCAUUGCUUCCAAUAGGUGGCUUGGCUUUCGUUUGGAGAUCUUGGGUAAUUUAAUAGUUUUUGGAGCAGCCAUAUUUGCUGUAGUUACCCCUGGCAACACAGGAGGUCUUGUGGGAUUGUCCAUCUCUUAUGCAUUACAGGUAACAGCAGCACUGAACUUUCUUGUACGUAAUACAAGUGAUGUAGAGACAAAUGUUGUGUCGGUGGAACGUGUGAAAGAAUAUACAGAGGCUGAAACUGAGGCUGAUUGGGUGUUACAUUUCCAUCGACCACCAAAAGACUGGCCAGAUCAGGGUAAUGUAAGAUUUAACAACUAUUCUACUCGGUACAGAGACGGCCUUGACCUUGUGUUGAGGGGAAUAUCAUGUGACAUAAGAGGUGGAGAAAGGGUUGGAAUAGUUGGAAGAACUGGUGCUGGGAAGUCGUCACUGACGGUGGCAUUGUUCCGGUUGAUCGAGGCUGCUGGUGGAAGUAUUGUCAUUGAUGGACAGAGAAUCUCUGAUAUGGGUCUGCAUGAUCUACGUGCCAAACUUACUAUCUUACCCCAGGAUCCAGUGCUAUUUUCUGGGACUUUGAGGAUGAACCUUGACCCUCUUGACCAGUAUAGUGACCAGCAGGUUUGGAUGGCCCUGGAACAUGCACAUUUAAAAUCAUUUGUGACAGGGCUUGAAGAUGGCUUACAGCACGAAUGUGGGGAAGGUGGUCAAAAUUUGAGUGUUGGACAAAGACAGCUGGUUUGUCUAGCACGUACAUUGUUACGCAAGACGAAGAUUCUCAUCCUGGAUGAAGCUACUGCUGCCGUUGACAUGGAAACGGAUGAUCUCAUACAGAAUACAAUCAGGGAGGAGUUUAAAGGGUGCACCGUUAUAACCAUAGCUCAUCGUCUCAAUACUAUUAUGGACUAUGAAAAAAUCAUAGUUUUAGACCAGGGUCUCAUACGUGAGUUUGACUCUCCUGCCAACCUGCUAGCAGACACAUCAACUGUUUUCUAUAACAUGGCCAAGGCAGCUAAUCUUGUAUAAACCGUGCCAUGUGAAAUAUGUACUAUAAACAUUCCUCAUUAAUGCCUAUUAUUUUAUGUGAAGUCAUAUUGAAAGCUGUGGUCAGAUGAAUGUUAAAAGUAGCAUCAUUAUUUUAUGUCAAGUCAUAACCACAACGGUUAGAUGAAUGUUAAAAACACAACGAUGUUACCUAUUAAAUGCCAUAAAUGCAGCACGACUGUGAUCUAUUGAUAACUGAAGGUGAUCAAGAAAUCAGUGUUGUGAUUGAGAUAUUUGGAACUAUUAAUGUUAAUCUAUUGAAUGUCACAAUUACAAGGAAUGUCUCAUAUAAUAUAUUGUUAUACAAAUGAUGUCAUAAAUGCAAGACUGUAAUUUAUUGAAUAUCACAAAUAUCAGGUUAAGAUGAAUUGAAUGUCACAAACGUGUGUCUGCAAGGCGUAUGUCAUAAAUACAAGGUUUAAUUCAUGGCAGGGAUGUAAAAUUGAGAUUUAUUUAAAGGGUAUAAAUCUAUAUCUUAUGAAAUAUUUUUAUAAAAUCUAUCAACAGUAAAAUUAUAUUGAUUCCAUUAUUAUAUGAAUGAUUCCCGAAAAAGUUGUAACAUAGAAUGUCCCUGUUAUUUAACAUGCAUUUGUAACUAGGGAAAAUUCUACAUUAUCCGGGCUCUUGUUUCAUAUCAAGCGCUGAGAAAAGGAGAGCAUGGUAUCCUACGGACAGCUAUUGUUAUAUAUUAAAAAAAAUAAUUGUGUUGUGUUUUGAUAUAAGCUUGAAAACUAUAUUCCUUUAUUCUUGGUUCAAAUUUUCUACUCACUGAUGGUGAGCUUUAUAUCAUUUACAUUAAAUUACAUGUAAUUGUAUGUGUCUGUUGUUUGUGUUUUCAUUACCAGCAAAAUUGUGAUAGUUUACAGAUUUUGAACUUUAUAUCUAUAUUAUAUGUAAUUUCCAGAUUGUUUUCUUUUUUAGGAACUUUUUCUAUUAUUAUAGAAUUCAAAUAUUACUCAGUGUAGUCAAUAUAUUUGUUAGGUAUUCAAGAUUUAAAAAAGGUAGAUUUAUUCUUUACUUUUGUUUUUAUAAUAUU